AUGUUCUCUGGCGCAAACCAAGCGCCCAAAAAACACAAAACAUGGGAUGGAGAUGGGAUCCUCUCUACCCGCGGAGAAUUCGUCUAUCUACGAGACAUUACCGGAAAGGAGAUGGGACGGAAGGUGCACGAAGCGCACCUCGAGCCGGGAGCAACACUCUCUAUCUCUGGCAAAGAGGUUGAAGUAGAUUCUGAGAUAUCACGAAAGGAAUAUCUCUCUGGAAGAAGGUUCUUGGAAGACACGAAGCCAGCACCUACCUCUACGCCGGACCUGGUCCCCACACCCAAGAAAGAAGCCCUCCCCGCUCGAAAGAAGGGCGAAGUACGCAAGCCUACAGCCGCGGAACGCACACAGUCCUUAAAGCGCUCCCUGGCUCUAGUUACCAACCCCAAUGCGAACCCUGGAACCGCACCGGGGGCGUUUGCGGCUUAUAAGGCGCCGUUGCUUGUGAAUACGGUUACUCCCAAGGUUAUGGGAAAAGUCGUCCCGCGUCAUGAUCCCAAGGCGGCUGGCGCGUUGGUUAUGCCGCGGCCGAAGUCUGUGCCGAAGGGGAGGCAGGUUGUGGAUGUUGUUGUUGAUCCGCUCUUGACCAAGAACUUGCGGCCGCAUCAGCGUGAGGGUGUAAAGUUCUUGUAUGAGUGUGUGAUGGGCAUGCGGUCGUUUAAUGGAGAAGGUGCUAUCCUCGCGGAUGACAUGGGCCUGGGGAAGACUUUGCAGACUAUUGCGCUGCUUUGGACUCUACUCAAGCAGAAUCCUAUCUUUGAAGCCCCGCCUGUUAUUAAGAAGGCUUUGAUUGUGUGUCCUGUCACUCUUAUCAAUAACUGGCGGAAGGAGUUCCGCAAGUGGCUUGGCAAUGAGCGCAUUGGAGUUUUUGUCUUCGAUGAUAAGAGUAAGCGUCUUACAGAUUUCACCAAGGGCCGGGCUUAUAGUAUCAUGAUUGUUGGAUAUGAAAAGCUCCGAACGGUCCAGGAAGCUUUGGCGAAUAGUUCUGGGGUCGAUAUCAUUAUCGCCGACGAAGGCCACAGGCUCAAGACAUUGCAGAACAAGAGUGGUCAAGCGAUCCAGUCGCUCAGCGCCGUGAAGAGAGUCAUUCUCUCCGGAACGCCAAUUCAAAAUGAUCUGAAAGAGUUCUUUGCAGCCGUGGAUCUUGUGAAUCCAGGUAUCCUUGGAAGCUUCAAGUCCUUCAUUCGGGAGUUCGAAACUCCAAUUGUUCGCAGCAGACAGCCAGAAGCAACAAACAAGGACAUCGAGAAAGGGGAGUCCAGAGGCGAGGACAGACAUCCUGGCCAAAUACCUCCCCCUAAAACCGAAUACGUCCUCUUCUGCAAACCAACCCGCCCUCAAGCCAACAUCUACAAAGCUGUCCUCGCCUCCCCAAUCUUCCAAACUGCAAUGGGCAACGCCGAAAGCGCCCUGCAGCUAAUAACAAUCCUCAAAAAGCUCAGCAACAGCCCUUCCCUCCUGACAGCCAAAAACAACAACAACACCCCCAACGAAACAAUGACCGCCCUCAUCGAAUCCAUUCCCCAACCCCUCCAUCGCCACCUAUCACCAUCCUCCAGCGCGAAGAUCCGCGUCCUCGACCAACUCCUCGACACGGUGCGCAAUAAAACAGACGAGAAAAUAGUCCUCGUCUCAAAUUACACUUCAACCCUCUCCCUCCUCGCAACCCUCCUCACCUCCCUAGGCCUCCCCUACCUCCGUCUCGACGGCAGCACACCAGCCCAGAAACGUCAAGGUCUGGUAGAUGACUUCAACCGCCUCCCUGCAAGCUCUUGCUUCGCAUUUCUGCUAUCCGCAAAAGCAGGUGGCACAGGUCUCAACCUCAUUGGUGCUAGUCGUCUCAUCCUCUUCGAUGUAGACUGGAACCCGGCAACGGAUAUCCAGGCCAUGGCACGUAUUCACCGUGACGGCCAGAAACGGCCUUGUCGCAUCUACCGUGUUCUGCUCAAGGGUAGUCUUGAAGAGAAGAUCUGGCAGAGACAGGUUACUAAGCUUGGUCUGGCCGAUAGUGUUAUGCAGGAGAAGAGGGCCAGUAAUGGUGGUGCGCAGUUCUCCGCUGCUGAGCUGAGAGAUUUGUUCAGACUUGAUGAGGACAGGGCUUGUCAGACGCAUGAGUUGUUGGGUUGUCAGUGUGGGGGUCGGGGUGUUCAGGCUGAUUCUGGGGCUGUGACGCCUGCUAAUGUUUAUGGUGGCGGUGGGUCUGAUGUUGAGGAUUUGUCGGAUCCGCCGUCUGACUUUGAUGAUGGUUUUGAUUCCGAUGAGUCACUGCCGAAACCUCAUACUCUUGUUAAAGCUUCUGAGGUCGAUAUGGAGAAACAAGAACAGUCCAUUCGUGACGGCACUUUACGUGCUAAGAUGGCUGGGAAGGGGAAGAAGGGUGCGAAAGAGAAGGAAGGCGAUCCUAAAAGUCAGAAAGAUAAGAUGCAUCAGUCUUUGGCUCAGUACUCGCACAUUGACCCAACUCUCCUUGCAGCCGAGUCCGAUUCUAUUGCCGGGGUUGAGGCCGAAGAUGAGGAGCUUGAGGCUACCAUUGAUGACGAUGUGCUGGUUUCUAUGCUGAAGGAUGAGUGUAACUUGAUUGGAUAUGUUUUCAAGAAGACGAACGGGGCGGAAAUCAGGAGUUAG
Penicillium verrucosum is the source of this 2628-nucleotide messenger RNA. Its product is annotated as DEAD/DEAH box helicase. Lineage: Eukaryota; Fungi; Ascomycota; Eurotiomycetes; Eurotiales; Aspergillaceae. The transcript is spliced from 3 exons. Gene Ontology annotation, cellular component: nucleus. Gene Ontology annotation, biological process: reciprocal meiotic recombination; double-strand break repair via homologous recombination. Gene Ontology annotation, molecular function: ATP binding; ATP-dependent chromatin remodeler activity; DNA translocase activity. The record is from RefSeq and is a predicted model, not a curated record. The coding region runs from base 1 to 2628 and encodes 875 amino acids.